Messenger RNA from Dentiscutata erythropus, 393 nucleotides. The record is from the annotation of a GenBank genome assembly. Lineage: Eukaryota; Fungi; Glomeromycota; Glomeromycetes; Diversisporales; Gigasporaceae.
AUGAAUAUCACUAAUAAUACGAUUAUUUUCUUCUUCUUGUAUAUUCUUACCGUCUCUAGUGUUAUUGCUCAGGCCCCUGCUCCUGCUGCUAGUCCUAGUGGUGGUGCUCCUGCUGGUGCUCCUGCUGCUACUGGUGCUCCUGUUGCUGGUCCUGCUGGUCCUAGUGGUGCCCCUGCUGCUGCUCCUGCUCCUAGUGGUGCUCCUGCUGGUGCUCCUACUGGUGCUCCUGCCGUUGGUCCUGCUGCUGCUCCUGCUGCUGGUCCUACUGGUGCUCCUGCCGUUGGUCCUGCUGCUGCUCCUGCUGCUGGUCCUAGUGGUGCUCCUGCUGCUGGUCCUAGUGGUGCUACUCCUAGUAGUAUCCCUAAGGGUGGUCCUGGGGCCUCUCCGCCGUAA